GGACGCACACUGCACGGAGGAGACACACGGGACGCAGACCAGUCGGCUCCGUCCCUCUACAUCAGUUCUUCAAACCCAGACAAUCUCCGUUUUCGGCUGUUUGCUGUCGCCUCCCCUGAUCCGCAGCCCGCUGCCCACAGACGCAAUGUCGGAACUUUCAGUGAAUGAACACCUCGAGGGGAUUUUAUCAGAUUUUGAAGCACUGAAGAGAUCCUUUGAAAUUGAAGAUGUGGAUGACAUACCAUCCUUCUCCUCACCGUCCCCUAUCUCCUCACCCAUCUCUCACCCUUCCCCACAUUUCUUCCUCAACCACAAUAAAGCCACUGAAGGGAGUAGUGGAGAUGGUCAGUCCUCUUCGUUAGCCUUCAACAACAACAACUUGGAUUCUACAGCUCACCACUCCUGCAAAAGCCUGAAUUCCAAUCCCAGCCCUGUUCUCAAGGCCCGUACAGUUGUUAGCAGCCUGUCCUUCAACCGAGGAAACAUGAACAAGCCCGCCAUUCACCAUAAUGGCUCCUCUGUGGCCAGAGCCUCAUCCUUCCAGAGCAAGUUAAAUCCCAAAAGUUACUACAUGUUUUCUGGUCCUGGCAGUGACAACGACAGCCUUCACAGCUCCUCGUCCAGCCUGGAGUACUCUGGGGGUGGUGGGGUUGCUGUCCCUCUUUCCAAGCUUGGGUCAUAUCCCAGCCCUCCAUCUCACCGAAUCCAACCCCAACCACCACAACAGCACCUAGGUGGAGUUGCCAACAUGGUAAGCAACUAUGGCCUGAAGAAGUUCUCCUCCCAUGGGAGUGUUUUCCACACCGAGAUGGAUCAUGGGUCAGGGAUGAUGCUGGGUGUUCCACAUCCUCGGGAGAUGAACCAUGGCUCGAUGCCCACCCUAGAUGUCCAAAUUUGUGAUGGAGGAGGGGGAAUAGUGGGUGGAGGCAGGGUGUCUCGAGGGUUGAGUAAUGCCAAUGCAAAUGCCAACUGGAAUGGUCAUCCUCAUAAUGACAUAUCUGUUGUGGUCCCAAAGGUCCUCAAGUCUCCCCAGCCUAUGGUCAAAGAGAUACCGCGUCUCAACAAGUUUCCCUUGGAUCUGGACAGCUUGGUGAGCAGCACCUCAACGUCUCCCACCAAGGCUCAAGCAGGAUCCAUGAACCCCAAGCCCACUCGAAGGAGCACAGGGGGCGUCCCGCAUCACACCAGCCCUCCAACCAUUCAAGCCAGCCCUUCAGCCUCUCUCAACAGCAUGGACAGUAUUUCUGACACUCUGUCCGUAUCCCAGCACAAUCCCUUAUUGCCUUUCUCCCCAUGUUCUCCAACUCAUUUACAGGGCUCAGUUCCCAACCCAGAGAUGAGUUGCUCUCGAAUGCUCGUCACGCCAACUCAGAGCCCUAAGCUGGAGGUUGUCACAGGGCCCCAACCUGUUCACAUGGUCCCCAUCCUACCUAGCCCUUACAGCUCAUCAAGCCCCUCCAGCCCCAGAGCCAUUCGGCCUUUGCAGGAUUGUGCUGGUGAUACCAGAGAUAGUGUUGGCUCAAUCUUACAGAGGAUCGCUUCCUUCUCUCAGCCUGCUGCCACUGAAACUACACAAGCAACAGUUUCCCAGUUCCCUACAGUCCCAGGCAAUGGUUGGUUGUCAUCUACAAGUGGAUGCCCUGCUGUACCUGUGCCAAUGCCCUCCAGGAAACAGGGGAAGAGGAAUCAUGAAAACACGACUGAAGAGCUGGAGGCACCCCCGCUCACCCCAAUGGAGGAGAGAGAGGAGGAAGUGGGAGGCAUAAUGGGACAAGAGCAAAAAGAUGAGGACAAGAACGAUGAACAAACCGCCAGCAUGACUACCCAGAAUUCCAUGACAGAAAAAGAGGAGAACUGUUUGGAGGUUUGUCCAGUGAUGGAGGAGAAGGGGAAGGAGAAGGGAAUGAAGGAAGGAGAGAUGAAGAAAGAAAUGGAGCUGGAUGGGGACCUUUGCCAGCCAUUGCCUGGCCAGCAGAUUAGCUUCAUCCAAGGCACUGACCUGUUUGGAUACGUGGGAAUUGAGGCAGUACUGGACCAGAUGAGGCGCAAGACCAUGAAGGCUGGUUUCGAGUUCAACAUCAUGGUAGUUGGUCAGAGUGGUUUGGGGAAGUCCACACUUGUCAACACUCUAUUCAAGUCCAAAGUCAGCCGAAAGUCCUGCAUGCCCAACUACGCAGAGGAGAUCUCCAAAACAGUCAAACUGCAUUCAGUCAGCCAUGUGAUUGAGGAGAAGGGAGUGAAAAUGAAGCUGACAGUGAUCGACACUCCAGGAUUUGGAGACCAAAUCAAUAAUGAGAACUGCUGGGAGCCCAUAGUGAAGUACGUCAAUGAGCAGUAUGAGAAAUACCUAAGGGAAGAGCUGCAUGUGAACCGCAAGAGGAGAAUACCUGACAGCAGAGUCCACUGCUGCAUCUACUUCCUCCCUGCCACUGGACACAGGUUACGCCCUAUUGACGUUGAAUUCAUGAAAAGGUUGGGGAAGAUAGUGAGCAUCGUACCCGUCAUUGCCAAAGCUGACACGCUCACCAUUGAGGAAAGACAGGAGUUCAAAGAGAGGAUAAGGCAAGACUUGGUAGCCAAUGGGAUUCAUGUGUACCCUCAAAAAGAGUUCGAUGAAGAUCUAGAGGAGCACAUUAUCAACGACAGGAUCAGGGAAAGCAUUCCCUUUGCUGUGGUGGGAACCGACAAGGAGCACCAGGUGAAUGGAAACAAGGUGCUGGGCCGUAAAACAAAGUGGGGAAUCAUUGAAGUUGAGAAUGUUGCACACUGCGAGUUUGCCAACCUGAGAGAUCUACUGAUCAGGUCUCAUCUGCAGGACCUGAAAGAGGUGACGCACAACAUCCACUAUGAGACCUACCGUGUACGACGGCUCAAUGAGAGCAACAUGAAGCUCAGUGAAAUGGGACUGUCCACCAGGCCGCUGGAGAAUGGAACUGCAGACAAAUGUGAAUCAGAGAGUCACCUGUAAUCUCUCUGCCGUCUCUGCUGAUGCUCCACGUCCAAUCAGAAUGACAGAUGGAGGGGGGGGGGGAUUUUCACCGCAUAAAAAAUGAGAUGGAGAAAUGUCGUUUUUUUUUCUUAAAUAUGUUUUCCCUUUUUCAUUAUGGGACCAACUUGUUCAUUGUUUCUGAAUGAGAAAUUCUAUUACACAAGACAAAAACAAAUAUGAUUAUAUUUUUCAAUGUGCGCUCAAAUGUACAGUAUUUCCUGGAAGGAUGGAGACAGGGUGAGGGAGAGCAGGCAGAACAAGAUGGCACAAUAAGAGGAAACAUAGAUAUAAACCUGCCAGUUGUAUUACAUUUGGACGGACUCUCUACGGUCGAAUGCUGCAGCCAUGUUUCAGUAUCUGUUGAAAGGACUGGAAGUAGAUGAGGGGAGGCUGUUACAGUACGAGAUUAAUGCUCAUGUUCAGCUGUCAUGUGGGCAGAAUGUACAGGUGUUCACUCACACUUUGUACAGGUGUUCGCUCACAUGACUAAUGCAGUGUUUCAUUCUGUCUUGGUUGGUUUAAAUGUGACCUGAAGGAGAAACCCAUCAUGUUGUUGCUCAAGGGCAGGUUUUAAAUUCAUUUGAUAAUUAAGGUAACAAUGAACACCAAGCAACAUACACAUAGUUAUAGCAUGUAGAACUGGUAACCCCCCCCCCCCCAAUAAAACUGUCAAUUUAAGAAUAGGAACCUGUUCAGUUGCCAAUGCUGCCCUCUUUAUUUUGACUUAACAUAUUCCUUAAUGUACUCUUGAAUUGAAAUACUCUAACCUUGUGAGUAUCAAGUCAACCCACAUGCUGUGGACAAGUGGAUGGUGUGCACCUGGUUUAAGUUACUUCUAUGAAAAGAUUGCUGCCUUUUAUAAUUGUGAGCUUCAUUAAUUAUAUAUCUGACUGUAGAACUUAUAAACAAAAUGAUUUAGACUGUAGGAUUUUGGAGGACAUGUCAUAAUUCAUCAUUCUGAGUUUUGACUUUUGCUAGCUUCUUUUUCCAGUCAGGGUUCUAUGUCCAGAUUUGCAUGGAUAAAACUUAAUAUGCUGUUUAUGUGUUGAAUAUUUUAGGACCACACUUGAGUCUAAGAUACUUUUUUUAAACAUGUAUUCCCUAUUAAAGUGCCAAAACAACAGCAUGAUUGAAGUUGUUAUCCUCUAACUCAUUUUUAAGCUAAACUGAACUCCAAAAUGUUUUGUAACAUUUGUAACACAGCUAGAAUAAAGCAAGUCUUUAUGUCA
Molecule: messenger RNA, 4218 nt
Organism: Paralichthys olivaceus (Japanese flounder)
Lineage: Eukaryota; Metazoa; Chordata; Actinopteri; Pleuronectiformes; Paralichthyidae
Gene: septin12
Product: septin 12
Biological process (GO): intracellular protein localization; cytoskeleton-dependent cytokinesis
Cellular component (GO): septin complex; microtubule cytoskeleton; cell division site
Molecular function (GO): molecular adaptor activity; GTPase activity; GTP binding
Source: RefSeq, a predicted model, not a curated record